UGUGCUGCUGCCUCCCUCCAGCAGGGGUCGCUGCCUCUCUCCGCUCCGCUCCCUUCUCUCCGUUUCUCUCUCGUCGUCGACGCGGAACUCGGAGUGUUUACCUCCCCGCUGGCUCUCUUUGUCCUGGAGGCUCCGACUGCGGUGAAGCCGCAGAAUGUGCGCCGUGCAGCUGCUGCGGGUGUCGGUCCAUGAGCGGAUCAGCGCCGCCGCUGAAGACUUUCUGCUGCAGCUGGAAAAAGGACAAGAAGCGGCGGAGCUCCCGGCGCUGAGAGCGCUGCUCACCGAGCGGCUAACGGCGGCUGCGGAGGAGAUCGUCGGUCUGUUGGAGGCGACCGUGGCGGACUACGAGGACCGAGUGGAGCGGUCAGAGCGGGAGAUCUGCCGCCAGAGGAGGCUGCUGGAUGCUGUGCUGAAGCCUGAAGUCCGGCUGUACCGGGCAGUGGGUCCUACAGAUGUCCAGGAGCUUUUGGUGGAUAAAGAAGAGAUUCGGCAGAAGUGUAGCUCCAGUCUGAACCAGCAGGACCAGGAGGACCAGGAGCUGCGCCACAUCAAAGAGGAGCAGGAGGAACUGUGGAGCAGUCAGGAGGCAGAAAUCACCAAGUUCACCUUCAGUCCGGUUUCUGUGAAGACUGAGGAUGAUGAAGAGAAACCACAGUCCUCACAGCUUCAGCACAGAGACUCUGUGAAAGAACCAGAGCCAGAGCCAGAUCCAGAUCGACGCUUGCACCCAGUUAGUGAAGAUAAUUCUUUGGACUCUACUGAGACUGACGACAGUGACUGUGAUUGGACACAAACUAACGAAGCCCAGUCGGGCACCGAGUACAUUAGGAACAGUGAAGUCACUGGUGGUGACCUGCAGUCAGCCGUGAAAGAGAGACCGUUUCCUUGCUCAUACUGUGGGAAAAGGUUUAGCCUCAAAGGAAACCUGAACAGGCACAUCAGGGACCACACAGGUGAAAGGCCUUUUCCCUGCACAGACUGUGAUAAAUCCUUUAAAGACAGCGGGUCGCUAACAGCACACAUGAGGUGUCACACUGGAGAGCAACCAUACAGCUGCUUAUUCUGUGGGAAGAACUUCAGCGGCAGAGGAAACAUGACUCGACACAUGAGGAUUCAUACUGGUGAGAAACCCUUCACCUGCUCUGUCUGUAGUAAAAGCUUCCAUGUGAAAGAACACCUCAACAGACACAUGAAGUACCAUACUGGGGAGAAACCAUUCAGCUGCUCCAUCUGUGGAAAGGGCUGUGCUCAAAAGACUGACCUAAAGAAACACAUGAGAGUUCACACGGGGGAGAAACCAUUCAGUUGCCCCUUCUGCGGGAAGUGCUGUGCAGAGAAAGGAGACCUGACAAAACACAUGAGAGUGCACACUGGAGAGAAACCCUUCAGCUGCACAAUCUGCGGGAAGAGCUGUGCCCAGAAGGGGAGCCUGAAAAUCCACAUGAGAGUUCAUACUGGAGAGAAACCGUUCAGCUGCUCCAUCUGUGGUAAAUGUUUCACUGUUACCGGACACCUGAAGAGACACAUGAAGCUGCACACAGCCGACAGUCAGCCGAGUGAAUCUCCAGGUUCACAGGCAGCCAAAGUUCAGACUGAAGGUAAACCUGCCGAGGCAGUGAACACAUCAUGAAGAAGAGGUGCAGCCAAGUUCAUGCAGCUGCUCUGACUGUCACAGCAGGGUUAAUGAUGUUAAGAAAACAUUUAUCAAGGAUGUUGAACAUGAGAUGAGGGGUGAACAUCUCAAGAAAAAUCCUGUAGAACCAGAUCAAACUUUCACUCUGCCUUCAUUGUGAACCAAACAGAGUGUGAAGAGAUGUUGGGAUCGUAGCUGCUCUUACAGGUUCAGACAAAAGAUCGCUGACUGACUGAAGUCUGAUUUUUUAUUUUUAUUUUUAUUUUUUUUUGGUCGCUAGUUUUGAAAAGUUCCAAACCUUGUUCACUACAGCUUCAAAGAGUCAGAAGAAUCUGCUGCUGCUGUGUGAAUGCAGAGAGGCAACAGUGAUGGUGGCUUUGCACAUGUUGGAAUUGGGACUCAACAGCUUCAAUGGUCAUGAACAAAAGUGUACUUGUAAAGGGUAUGUAUAUCAUGGCAGUAGUAAGAUUCCAUCGAUUUCCAAAACUCUCAGUUUUCUAUGAUUGAAUCCUUGAAGUGCAUUAAUCUGUGUCACAAAAAACAAUCAUGAUUUUAAUGUCCUUUGUCCACUUUUACCUUAGUUGGGUUCCUUUGGUUUCAGACCACAAGCCUCUGGUUGUAUCUCUGACUUGUUUCAUUAUUGCAGUCCUGAGGUUGUUGAUUUUACAGUUCUACAAUUUCAUUUAGCAGACGCUUUCAUCCAAAGCAUCAUACAUCUGAGAGUAGAUACAACACAAGCAAGGAAUUGGGUUUACGUCAGGACAUUAGGGAGACCAGUCUAGAACCUUCAUUCUAGUCUGAUGGAACCAUUUCUUUACAACAUCUGAUAUGUGUUUGGGCUCAUUGUCUUGUUGAAACUUCCAACUGUGUUCAAGAUCAACCUUCUUUAGAUUUUCCUGAAGAAUGUGGAGGUAAUCCUCCUCCUUCAUUAUUCCAUUUACUUUGUGUAAAGCUCCAGUUCCACAGAGUAUAAUACUGCUGCCACUAUGCUUGAUGGUAGGUUUGGUGUUCUUGGGGUUAAAGGUCUCACCUUCUCUCCUCCAAACCCAUUUCUGCUCAGUUUUUGUUCCAUCUGACAACAGAACUUUCCUCCAUUUUUAUUUAUUUAUUUAUUUAUUUAUUUUUAAAAAGGUAGUGUCUACGGAUACGGGUCCGUAUCUACGGCACUUUCCAUUUGCCAGACAGAUACGGACCCGUACGUGAGUCUCGCGAGUCAAGAAGCUGCUAACCACUGCAAACUGUUGAAAGGUAAGCAAAGGUUAAGGUUAGGGUUAGUGUUAGGGUCAGGUUUAGGGUCCGUACCUGUCGUACCGAUGCUACGGGUCCGUACAGCUAGCGUCUACCGGGAGUCAUGUGACCAGAUCUCGCGUAUCUGAUUGGCAAAUGGCAAGUGCCGUAUCCGUAGUCCACAGGCUACGGGUACGGGUCCGUACCUCUAGCAACAACCUUUUAAAAAUGAGACAGUUCAUAUUAAUGUACAUUUCCAUGUAAAUAUGAGAGAUUGUAACCAUACAGCUAAUUUCCAUCUUGAGUCCCAUUGGCAGAUCAAAGAUAAAGAAAUUAGAAAUAAAAAAAUAAAAUCAAAACUGAACAAAAACAUGCAAAAAAGAAAAACAAACAAGCAAUAACACAUAGUGGACAUAACAGACAAAAACUGGGGGACCACGGCAGCUACCAAGCAGUAAUUAAUUAACAUUUGCACAUGAUUAUAUAGCCAAUAUCUCUUUGUUGUUAUUGCACAUAUUCCUCUAUCAUUAUUGCACAUUGCUAUACUACACUCAUCCCUCUGUCACUAUAACGAGUCCACUACAUAUAUGCCUCUGACACUAUUGCACAUAAUAUUGCACAUUUCUCUUAAUCACUAUUGCACAUACAGUGUUUCCCCUGGGUUGAAAUGGCUGUUAGGUGGUGGGGUCACUUUCAGCUCAAAGUUGUUGGGGGGGAGGAAUUAUAUAUAUACUAUCGGGCCGUCUCCGCCGCAGCCGCGCACCCCCCCACGGACGGUCUCGUCGGUCCGGCGGGUUUUGCACUGCACUUUGUUUGUUUUUUUUUGUGCCGCGGACCGGUGAGGCGGCAAUGUCGGCAGACUUUUAAUGAGGCGGUGGCCUAUACCGACGAGGCGGGCCGCCUCGCUGAUUAUAUGGGAGGGGAAACACUGACAUAUCCCCGUCUACAUUACAUAUACUUACCCUGUAUUUGUCCCUUCUAACACUACUGCACAUAUCCCCUUAUCACUGGUGCUCAUGAUCUUUAAACACUAUUAUACAUGACUACAUUGCACAAAGCCCACAUCUACACAUUUAAAACAAAUUGCAGAGUCCUCAAGAACAAGCUCCAUCAACGGGCAAACAAAUUUACACAGUGUUGUGAUCACAGAUCUGAUUUUCCAAUAGCCAUGCUUUGAAAUGUUUAAUAAAUGAGUGAAGUUGGGAUCGUUCAUGAAUGGCAUUUGGUGUAGUAUUCCAGGUUUGUGAUGCACAAAAAGAGAAAAUUGACUGCCCAAGAGCACUUUUCCUAAAAUGUCCAAGGCAGUUACCUCUAGCACCUGCUCUGGUUGAGCUGCUGGAAUUCUUCUUUACAAAUUCUUGUAAUGGAGGGGGAGCUUGGACAGAAGGCCUUUUCUUGGUCCAUGUGAUCAGCAGCAGCCUUGAGUGGAGCUUUAAGGUUCUGCUUCUAGAAGAACUUCCUUCUUCAUGGAGCCUCUCGGCUCAUGUUGAUGUAAAACACUGUAGACACUGACAGCUGUGUUCCAGCAGCUUCUCAUUCAUUCAGACCUGCUUUCUGAUGAUUCUUGGUUGUCUCUCAGCAGCAGGUGAUAGUUUGUGUUUUUGUCCUGAUGGUGGCAGUAACAGAACUGGAUCAUGAACUUUAUACUGAUACACUGAUGAUUUUGGAUCUGAAGCUGCUUCGAAAUGACUGCAAGUGACUUUCUCACUUGUUCAAGUCAAUGAUUUGUUUUUUUCUUUGCUGAGUUCCUCAGACAUUCCCAAUGAUGCCUAAUGAGUGGAUCGAAUGGGUUCUAUUUAAAUUAGCUCCGAGAAGUCAGCAGCUGUAGUCAAAAAUAAUCACUUAGGAGAGAUUAAGAAGCCUUUAAACUAGGAAAAUAUGAUAAACACAACUUUCUACUUCACCAAAACAGAGAAUUCAGGUUGUUGCAUGUAUAGAUUUACUUUUAAUAAAUCUAUGAAAGAACCAAAGCACAUGAUUGUUUUUUUGUGACAAAGAUUCAUGUCUUUCAUUGAUUCCAGUAUAGAAAAUUCUGAAUUGUAGACGUCACUGAAGGCUAAAGACUGACAUGAUAUAUAUGGACUUUCCAAGUGUAUAUAAACUUUGGUUCAAAGCUGCACUUCAGUAUUUAAUAGUAAACAGUGUUUAUUGACAUCAUUUGUGGUGCAUUUCUGUGCCUUUCGUGACAGAGACAAAGAAGGUGAAUGACAUGUUGAGACUGCAUGAUAUUGGUAAAACAGAUGUUGCAAUAUCUUGUUUUUCUGUGAUAUGAACAAAACUUAGUAAAUAUAUUAUGGUUUAAAGGACCAAAUGUAGUCUGUGGUUAAAGCACUUCAGCCUGGUUAACACGUUCACCAAAUCAAGUUUUGACUGAACGUGUCUCAUCCUGCUGCCAUGUUCUCACUUUAGGAUCAUCAAGAAAAAUGUAAACUGGGUCAUUCCAAAUACAGUCAACUAAAUCAAACCUCCUCAAAACCAUCUCAUUCUUUAUCUACAGUAACUUUAUUUAUUGUUCAAAGUUUUACCUUCGUGCUAUGAAUCUUUCCAGAGUUCCAGGUCAUUAAAGUCCAUAGAAGUGGG
Acanthochromis polyacanthus (spiny chromis) is the source of this 5440-nucleotide messenger RNA. RefSeq names its product zinc finger protein 771-like. NCBI's taxonomy places the organism in Eukaryota, Metazoa, Chordata, Actinopteri, Pomacentridae. Gene Ontology annotation, molecular function: DNA-binding transcription factor activity, RNA polymerase II-specific; RNA polymerase II transcription regulatory region sequence-specific DNA binding. Gene Ontology annotation, biological process: regulation of transcription by RNA polymerase II. The transcript is spliced from 2 exons. The record is from RefSeq and is a predicted model, not a curated record. The coding region runs from base 155 to 1630 and encodes 491 amino acids. Gene Ontology annotation, cellular component: nucleus.